This is a messenger RNA of Zygotorulaspora mrakii, 1431 nucleotides long. It is a transcript of the gene DML1, whose product is annotated as Dml1p. Gene Ontology annotation, biological process: mitochondrion distribution. The transcript has a single exon. Bases 1 to 1431 code for a protein of 476 amino acids. Lineage: Eukaryota; Fungi; Ascomycota; Saccharomycetes; Saccharomycetales; Saccharomycetaceae. The record is from RefSeq and is a predicted model, not a curated record. Gene Ontology annotation, cellular component: cytoplasm.
AUGCAUGAAGUAAUUACCAUUUCAUUAGGUCAGCGAGCUAAUCAUACAGCAACUCAAUUUUUUAAUUGUCAACAAGAACUUCUGAGUGAGCAAGGAGAAAGGCUGAAUGAUCCAUCAAUUUUUUUGAACCCCACGAUAGACAAGCUCUCAAAAACCGUUUCAUAUGCACCACGGUCAUUGAUAUGGGAUGCCAAGAAUGGAACCGGUUCUCUAGGGACUUAUCAAUACUCGCACACGAGAGACUAUUACUUUGGUCAAGAUAAUGAAAGUGAUGAGAACCAUAAUGUGAUAAUGACACAUCCAGCUAUUCCAAAGUCGCAGUACCAACAAGCUCUGGAUAGCGGUUCAUUCCCAUUGCCUAAACUUACAACCGAGAAUACAAAAUACUGGUCAGACUAUUCUAAACUAGUAUAUUCACCCAGAAGUUUUAAUAUCUUAAAGGACUGGUACCAUGAUGUUUGUAAUCCUAACAAGCCUGAUUUCGAAAAACUUGAAACCAAAAAAUUUGAUAACUUCGAUGUUGGCUAUCAGGAAUUUAACGAGAGUUAUCUGACGGAUUUCUUUGAUGGAAAUUUUCAUUCUGAACUGGAACAAUGUGAUACUCUGCAGGGGUUCAACUUAAUAAUGGAUAUGGACUCUGGUUGGGGAGGUUUCACCACAGCACUAGUGCAAGAAUUGAGAAAUGAACUUCCGAAGAAAACGUUCUUCAAUUGGGGUUACAAUGAAAAUGAUCCAUUGACUGCAAAGCAUACAAAGUUUCAAGAGGCUCGUUUUUCAAGAUCAACGCUCCCUCUUGUUGAGAAUAAAAUAAAAGCCAUGGCAUACAUGUCUGAAGACUGCGAUCUUAUGGUACCGUUAUAUGCCGAUUCCAAACUCUCCAACUGGGAACAAGGAGGCUUGACUUGUAAAUAUAUCGAUGCGAUUUCAUCAGUUUUGUCUUUAUCUCAUAACGCGGACAGAAAAUCCAUGGAUUUUGUUAAAGAUUGUUUUACAUUUGGAGAUACCUCGAAAUGCUUUGUUUCUUCAUUCAUGGAUGAAAACGAAACUGAUGAUUCGUAUUUUGCAAGGAUAAUGCCAUUUAGAAAUCAUCCAAAGGAUUCUAAUGAGCAGCACGUUUUUUCUGAAUGUUCUAUUAUCAGAGGAAUUGUCGGCUCUGAUCUCGAAUCUUCAAAGAGCAAGAAAUUAUUGAGGACCUAUCCUUAUCAUCCAUCAGACACGAUACCGCGAGAACUUAGUGAGAGAAAGAGUUUUUCAUUGAAAUAUAAAACUACUGAAAUUUGCAGAAACGUUUUCACGCAUUAUCAUGAAAUAGUUACUAAAUACAUCAGAAACACUAGCGACAGAGAAGAACUGAAGGACCGUCUUGCCACAUUGGCAUCUCAGUAUGAAUACGGGUGGUAUGACGAUGAGGAUUCUUCAGAUGAUUUGUAG